Cydia amplana is the source of this 1168-nucleotide messenger RNA. Its product is annotated as carbohydrate sulfotransferase 11. The transcript is spliced from 4 exons. Gene Ontology annotation, biological process: carbohydrate biosynthetic process. Gene Ontology annotation, cellular component: membrane. The record is from RefSeq and is a predicted model, not a curated record. Gene Ontology annotation, molecular function: sulfotransferase activity. Lineage: Eukaryota; Metazoa; Arthropoda; Insecta; Lepidoptera; Tortricidae. The coding region runs from base 199 to 1152 and encodes 317 amino acids.
UCGUAAAAAUAAACUAAAAUGCAACUUCUGAACCAAGCUGGUUUUAUAACAAAAACAGUGUCUGACUAUUCGUCGCAAACCUAAAACUAGUGCCAUUCUAUCGGUUUCUAUCACUAAAGUGCGUGCCCCACAUUUUAAAACGAGGAAAGUUGUUAUUUAGAAAGAAAAGUGUGAUGUUCAUUUUAAUUUGUUGUGAAAAUGCGUGUCGUGAAUAGUUUAUUGUUAAUAAACUUUUUCUUGUGUGUGUGCGGGGAUGAUAAUGAGAUUUCAAAUGAGAUAGAGACGAUAAAUCAUUCGUUAGAGUUGACCCAAUCCUUGAACUUGGCGCGGCAGGAGUUAAUACAAGAUACAUGUUCGCGUUUUCCUCCACGAUGGAGCCUAGAUGACUUGCCACCGAGCCGUUUGGAACACAUUUUAGUCGACGAACACCGAAAACUUCUCUAUUGCUACGUCCCAAAGGUGGCCUGUACAAAUUGGAAGAGAGUGCUCAUGAUACUGGCCGGCAAAUGGAACAACACAAAUGUCCUGUCUAUACCGGGCAGUCUAGCCCACUCUCCGGGCAUGUUCAGAAACCUCAGCUCCGUGUCAAAACAGGACAGAGAUUACAUGCUGGAGAAUUAUCACAAGAUGAUUAUAGUCCGGAACCCCUUUGAGAGGCUGCUCUCAGCUUAUAGGAAUAAGUUGGAAGGGGACACGCCUAGUGCUAAGUAUUUUCAGGAUCGCGUAGGCCGUCGCAUCAUCAGGACCUACCGCCGGAAUCCAAGCAACGAGUCCCUAGAACUCGGGAAUGACGUCACAUUCAAGGAGUUCGCUCUGUUCCUGACCAACCGAUCAGAGGAGCUUGCAGAUGUGGUCAACAAUGAGCACUGGCAACCCAUUACUAGCCUGUGCCAUCCGUGUCUCAUCAAAUAUACUUUAGUUGGUAAAUACGAUACGUUGUUAGACGACUCGCUCCUGGCCCUCCACACCAUCAACGCAGCCGAGGUGGAGUUCCCUCGCCUCGCCCGCACCUCCGGCACGGCCGACAAACUACGCAAGUACUUCUCACAGCUAGACUUGCCACUCAUUAGGAAGCUGUACAAGUUGUACAAGUACGACUAUAGAAUAUUCGACUACGAUUUGGAUAGUAUAGUCGGGUUUGAUUUAGGAUAGUGAAUUAGUUUGUGUU